ACAAAUACAGAAUGUGACCACAUUUUGGUUAGUGGUAAAAUACUCUGUAGUAUUUUUGCAUGACGCACUAACGUCCGCUCUUAACGCAGUAGUGGGAAGUGGGGGGAGCAACAUCACCCAUAAAGGGAAACGAGCUUGUGAUCUUCAUUUCACAACCUGCGAGACGAGCCAUGGACAAAUUUAAACUACUGAGCAGUUUCGUCCAGAAACAGCAGACCACCCUGGGCUUCAGCUUGGUGGCCUUGCUGACGGCGGGUGGAGAGCAGAUUUUCUCGACCGUGGUUUUUAGAUGUCCCUGUAAUUCCUGGAAUUUAGUGUACGGGAGCGUGUUCCUCUUCGUUCCUGCCCUCGUGCUUCUUGCCCUCGGAUACAUUAUAAACAACAAGACCUGGAGGCUGUUCACGGGUUUAUGCAAAGGCGCACAGCAACAGUGCCACUUCAAGCAGGCUUUGACCCGAUGGCAAGUGUUCCUGCAGAUCUCCAUCAGCGCGGUGGUCGCCCCCGUCAGCUGGAUCGCAGUGGCGCUUCUCAACGGCGUUUACUUCGAGUGUACCCUGACUGGGGUGAACGCGACCCUUUUCAGGGAACACCUCUGUUCCGGGAAAACGAAGGCUUGUCUGGAGGAGCUCAACUUAUUCCCCUGUGGGAAAGGUUCUGUGCCCGCGGCCGAGCGUGAUGAUGUGCUGCUCGGCAUUCGUGCGGAGUCACAGGUUUUAGGCUGGCUGCUGAUUGCUGCCGUCACUGUGUUUGGCCUCCUGUUCACCUGUGUGGCCAAGUGCAAAUCCCCGGUGAGCUACCUGCAGCUGAAGUUCUGGCAGGAGUACACCAACAAGGAGAGCUCUCUCUUGGAGAAGCACAUGGCGCAGAAUGCGGAGUGCCUGGCCGAGAGGAACCUCAAGAGCUUCUUCCAGCAGACGCCCCCAGAACCUGUGCUGACGCCUUCUAAUAAAGCCUGGCAGAAGAUCUCCUCCCUGUACAGUUUUAGCACCAAGCAUCAAAACUACAGCCUUCUGCAGAAGUAUGUGGAGACGGCGCACGGUGACAAGUGCAUGUCCCAGAAGUCGGACCCCGGAGAGCCCGCCCCUGCAGCGCUUGGCUUCGUGGAUGAAGGAAAGACAAUGUUUUAAAGGCCUGCGGGAUAAGUUAAACUAAACAAUCAGCUGAAAAGGGCUACGCUUUUUAUAAUCAGAGAUAAGGUAUUUUUUUAUAGGUCUAGCUUUAUAGUUUUUCAUAGAUUUAAAUCAAUUGUGUGGUUGCGCAACUGAAUCAAAAAAUGUAAUUACACAACUCAUGUAUAACUUGCAAAGUAAACAUGGAAGUAUAGAUGUGAAAAACAAAUAAUGAUGGAGUUUGAUGAUUUAAAUGUCAAAAGAGAGGACCAUCUCUGUGACUCUGGUUUUACUGGGUUUCAUGGAUGGUAACUUUAAACAUAAUAAACAGGAAAUGAGAUAUA
This is a messenger RNA of Paramormyrops kingsleyae, 1453 nucleotides long. Its product is annotated as calcium homeostasis modulator protein 6. The record is from RefSeq and is a predicted model, not a curated record. Gene Ontology annotation, molecular function: monoatomic cation channel activity. NCBI's taxonomy places the organism in Eukaryota, Metazoa, Chordata, Actinopteri, Osteoglossiformes, Mormyridae. Gene Ontology annotation, cellular component: plasma membrane.